GUUAUGUGAGCGUCUGAACGCAGCACGCAGCGUCCCGCCUCCAACAUGGCGGCCCCCCUGCCCGGCAGAUGUGGCUUCUUCGUGAAGAAAAAGAAACGUUUCUGUAAAAUGAUCAUCGCUAGAGGGAAAGUGUUCUGUGGAGAGCACGCGACCAUGGAGGAAGGAAGCAGCAGGAGGAUCGUAUGUCCUCUGGACCCCAAACACACUGUGAGUGAAGACAAAUUGGACAAACACCUGAAGAAGUGUAACUCCAGAGAGAAACCAAAACCAGUUUAUUAUGUGGAGAACAUCAAUGCUGGAUCAACUGGAGACAAGACGCUGCAACAGGUGAGUCUGUCUGAGCGCAGCAGGACAGAGUUACAGUCUCUGAUGGACAAACUGAAGACAGCUGUCACAGGACUGCAGUGUGAUGUGGAGGACAGCGUUCUGUCUCACCCUGUCCUCCAGGAGGAACUCAACAACCCAAAGAACGGAGACUUCGCCCACAAACACCUGAAGCAGCAGUCCUCUCUCUUAGGUCACUUGGAGGCGCUGGGGCUUCUGAGAAGGGGGCGGUGCUUCGUAGAGUUUGGAGCAGGUCGAGGGAAACUGUCUCACUGGAUCCAUGAAGCCCUGAAGACCAGAGACCAAGUGGAGACCAGAGACCAGCAGGACACUAGUGAGGACCUGCAGCUGCUGCUGGUGGAGCGCUGCAGCACUCGCUUCAAGGUUGAUGGGAAACAUCAGGACACAGGUGCUGACUUUGAGAGGCUUCAGGUGGACAUCCAACAUCUGGAUCUGAGUAAAGUCCAGCUGAUCACGCAGAAGAAGCUCCCGCUGGUCGCGGUCGGGAAACACCUGUGUGGAGCGGCGACAGAUCUGGCUCUGCGCUGUCUGCUGGGAAAACCAGGACCCGGAGAGGAGACCAGACCGCCAGUCCCGAAACGCCUCAGAACUUCGGAACCAGCUGAUUCAAGAGAUCUGCCAGGUCCUGGUCCUGGUCCUGGUCCUGGUCCUGUGCUGGGCCUGGCAGUGGCGCUGUGCUGUCACCAUCGCUGUGAGUGGCGUCACUAUGUCGGGCAGCAGUUCUUCGAGCAGCGAGGACUCGGAGCUGCAGAGUUCUCAGCGUUCUGUCGGAUGUCCAGUUGGGCCACAUGUGGACUUAGACCGACCAAUCAGGACAGUCCGCCUCAGGAUUCGACCAAUCAGAGAGGAGACGAUGAAGAGCACGAGCCGGCAGAGGAGACAGACAUUGUGGGCAGCUUCCUGUCGGCAGACGAACGCCAGCGUGUCGGUCGUCUCUGUAAACGUCUGAUUGAUGGCGGCAGACUGGACUUCCUGAAGUCGAAAGGAUUUGACAGCAAACUGAGCGGUUACGUGAGCAGUCAUGUGACUCUGGAGAACGUCCUGCUGAGCGCCGUCCCCUCGUCUCCGUCCUGAAGGUCAAACUGAGACAAAGUCUCAGAGUUUCUGUCCAUGUGUAAAUGUUACGUAAUAAAGUUUGACUGGAGUUCA
This is a messenger RNA of Epinephelus lanceolatus (giant grouper), 1494 nucleotides long. RefSeq names its product tRNA methyltransferase 13 (gene trmt13). The record is from RefSeq and is a predicted model, not a curated record. Lineage: Eukaryota; Metazoa; Chordata; Actinopteri; Perciformes; Serranidae. Gene Ontology annotation, biological process: tRNA methylation.